This is a messenger RNA of Harpegnathos saltator (Jerdon's jumping ant), 3136 nucleotides long. Its product is annotated as fatty-acid amide hydrolase 2. Lineage: Eukaryota; Metazoa; Arthropoda; Insecta; Hymenoptera; Formicidae. The coding region runs from base 803 to 2410 and encodes 535 amino acids. The record is from RefSeq and is a predicted model, not a curated record. The transcript is spliced from 12 exons. Gene Ontology annotation, cellular component: endomembrane system.
UUCAACCACUGCCGCAAAAAUCCAACUAAGAUCAAACAGACCGUCGUAAAAUCACAAUCUUCAGCUUUAUAUCUUUCUGUAUGUCAUGAUAGUCCUUGACCGUCCCAAAUUUAUGUAACCCGCACAGACUUAUUGUUUCACUUUCUGUUAUACUACGUAUUUACUGUCACAUUUAUAAAUGCAUUGCUUCAUCAAAUAUUCACUAUCUGACCGAUAUCCAUGAAUGUACACACAAGAAAAGCAUAUGCUACCUUUUGACCUUUGUACAUUGAACACAUCGCGGCAGAGUGUAAGAUAAAAAUAAAUCAUGUUUCGCGCAGAAAGAAGGGAAUGCAUUCCUCGCGCAAAGAGCAUAUUUCGACAAAUGCGGAAAGAAUAAAACAUCUUCAGGUGCGUUUUACAGCUUACCCCCACGCGCGCGUUGUUACCUCGGGCAUGUUUUGGUUAGUCACUUCUUUCUUGACCAGUGCAAAUCAGUCAUGACGGCCGCGUCUAAACGUGACAUUCGUUCGAGUAGAAUAACAUUUUGUGAAUAAGAAUCGAUUGGAGGAUUCGCAAUGACAACGGUCUGAUUUGUUCUUUAGACUGGCGAGUUAGUUUUAGUACUGUUUUAGUUACUGUUAGUAGAGCGCUAGCUUUUUUAUCGAGGCAAGUCAAAAUCUCUGAACUGAAUACAUCUAAUUCUAAAAUAAAAAUCAUCAUUUUAAUGUUAAAACUAAGUAAUAAUACACUGCUGAGACUUCUUCGAUAAGAAGGGAAGAAAAAUAGUACGGAAAAGAUUAAAGCUAAAAAAGCGAUUAAUAUGGAAAUUAUAGAGACGAUUGUAAAGUUUGUGUGCAAAGGUUUCUUAUUUCUUCUGUACUGUUUACUCAGUCCGUUUUUCAAACUACGAGCAUUGAAGAAGAGACGACAAUGCCCGCCGAUCGAUAAUCAAAUAUUGUUGAUAUCAGCAACGGAAAUUGCACGAAGAAUUCGCAGGAAAGAAAUACGUUGCGAAGAGGUAAUUGUUGCAUAUGUGGAACGAUGCAAAAAGGUGAAUCCGGUGCUCAACGCGAUCGUGGAAAACCGUUACGAAGCGGCCCUUCGAGAGGCACGCGAGAUCGACGAGUUUUUGAAAUCGACGGCGAUGGACGAAGAGAAAAUCGCACGCGAGAAGCCGCUGCUGGGAGUACCCGUAACGGUCAAGGAAAGUAUUGCUGUUCGAGGGAUGAGUCAUUCCGUGGGGAUAAGAGAGAGCUCUCCGUCGAGGGCGAGCCGCGACGCCGAUGCCGUAGCGAAGAUCCGCGAAGCCGGUGGCGUCCCUCUUCUAGUUAGCAAUACGCCAGAGCUGUGCAUGUGGUGGCACACCUUUAACAAAGUGACCGGCGACACCAGAAACCCUUACGACACACGGAGAACUCCCGGCGGAUCUUCCGGUGGCGAGGCUGCCCUUUUGGCUGCUGGCGCUUCUGUUUUGAGCUUAUGUUCGGACAUCGCUGGAUCAGCCAGGCUCCCGGCGAUGUUCUGCGGUGUUUUUGGCCACAAACCUUCGCCUGAUUGGGUAUCGGUAAAGGGUCAUAAACCUGGCUCGACUGACAUAAAUUGGCCCUCCUUCUUCUCGAUUGGUGGAAUGGUCAGAUACGCUAUAGACUUGCCUCUGCUAUUGACAACGAUAUCACAAUCCAAUGAGGCCAAAAUUGGUUUCAAUAAGAAGGUGUACUUGAAGGAUAUGAAAUUUUUUUACAUGAUCGACAGCGGUUCAAUUAUGACAAAUUCGCCAAAUAGCGACAUGAAAUAUGCAAUUCGCAAGUUAGUUGAACAUCUGGAGACUACACAUGGUGUUACAGUACAAAAAAUAAAUUUUGAAAACAUGAAGUCGGCUUUCGAACUGUGCUUAACUAUUCUUCUUCGGCUCAGAAAUGUGUACUCGAUGUUCAACCGCUUGGACAACCCUAAGAAAUCGAAAAACGUGCUUUUCGAAGUACUCAAGUAUAUCUUCUUCCUGUCAUCGUACACAUAUCCUGCCUUACUUUAUGGGUUGUUGAAGAGUACUGGCGAACGAUUUCCGCGUUCGUAUUAUAACAACAUGAUGGAGAAGAAAACGCAGUUAAAGAAGCAAUUUGAGGAGACGCUAGGCAGUAACGGUGUGCUCAUCUAUCCAUCGUUCGUCUCGUCGGCGCCUUAUCCUCACGAAAUUAUAUACAACGCAUGUAAUUUCACGUAUCUCAUGAUCUUCAAUGCUCUCGGACUGCCGGUUACACAAUGCCCGCUGGGUUUCGACAGAAAUCAACUGCCAAUUGGACUUCAAAUCGUUGCUAAUCCGGGUUGCGACUAUCUGACGAUUGCCGUCGCGCAAGAGAUCGAGAAGGCAUUCGGCGGCUGGCGAGAACCAUCGAUGACCAAAGGGAAUCCAUACGGCACAGAGACUUAGAGACGAAUUAACGUUUCUAUCUUCUACAUUACAGCACAAUGUUGCAGAUACAUUGCAUACACGUUAAUUUGUAAUAUUAGUUUUAUUCUCUCUGAUCAGGAAUCUUUCAUUAGGGAAAUAUUGUUAUAAACUUAUCUUAUUCUUGUCUUUUGAACAAUACAUCAAUUUUUAUACUAUAUCUAGGAAAAUACUGGCGGUAAUGCGGCCUUCGUGGCAUGAACGGAACAUGCGGAAAUCGGUAUCACUUACCCUUUUGAUUUUCCCGACAUAACAUUAAAUAAACAGAUCAUUAAACAUUUUUCUAUUUAAACACAUAUUGUUCAUACAUUUUGUCAUUUACUUAGUUCGAUAACGUUAGACAACGUUAUGCUGGCAAAAAGUUUAUAAAUCUUUGAUUAAUAAACCUGCACUGUAAAUUUCGCUAAUGUAAGAAAUAUAAGGAAAUGCAAGAUAUUGAAAGGGUAUUUAAUAUUUUUAUUUAAUUGUUUAUAUAUUUAUCAUACGUCGGUAUGAAUACACGCUAUGAAGAGUUUUGCAUAGAGGGCGCCUUUGACGCAAACGAUCGAACAGGAUGUAUUACCGUCAAAACGGUUUUAUUCCACGAUACAAAUGUUACAACUGAACAUAAGGUCUUGCCGUUAAUAUCUUACGUAAGGUCUGAUAAAUGAUAAGCGCUACCUUCGACAAUAUCUAUAUUGACAUUGAUACAAGAUAAUAAAUUUUGCA